GCAGUUAAGGUAAUUUGCGCGCAAAAACAGGGUCAAAUGGGUCAAUAAAUAAAAAACCCUAGUCCUCCGUAACUUCUAGAAACUCUUAACUUUUCUUUGAAAAAUAUUACUACUAUACUUUCUUCACUCCUCGGAGGUGGGAAACCAAACCUCUCAGGUCACCGUGUUGAUUUAAAAACAUGGGGGACAAGUCAGCGCCUCCAUCUGCAUUCCAGAAAAUACAUCGGCAUUCACACCUCUUCUCUCUAAUAUCUCCCCACAUGCAUUCUAUGUAUGCUGGUUCAUACAACACGACUGGUGGAUAUGUAAAUGAAGUUCUACGGGGUGCUAUCAUGACAAAUUGUCAAGCCACUAACCUGGAAGUCCGGCCAUUGGGCAAUCCUAUUCUCAUACAGGCCCCAUCUGAAGAGAAGAAAGGUAAUAGUUUUGUCGUGGAUUUUCUCAUGGGAGGGGUUUCUGCUGCAGUGUCUAAGACAGCUGCAGCUCCAAUUGAGAGAGUCAAGCUUUUGAUUCAGAAUCAAGAUGAGAUGAUAAAAGCUGGUAGACUUUCUGAACCUUAUAAAGGGAUUAGCGAUUGCUUUGGUAGAACUAUCAAGGAUGAAGGCAUGCUUGCUCUUUGGAGAGGCAAUACUGCAAAUGUCAUCAGAUACUUCCCCACUCAGGCUUUGAAUUUUGCUUUUAAAGAUUACUUUAAGAGACUGUUUAAUUUCAAGAAAGAUAGGGAUGGCUACUGGAAGUGGUUUGCAGGAAACCUGGCAUCUGGUGGUGCUGCUGGUGCCUCAUCUCUUUUGUUUGUGUAUUCCUUGGAUUAUGCGAGAACACGUCUUGCUAAUGAUAAUAAGGCUGCAAAAAAAGGUGGUGAGAGGCAGUUUAAUGGUUUGGUUGAUGUUUACAGGAAAACUCUCAAAUCAGAUGGUAUCGGUGGGCUUUAUCGUGGAUUCACCAUCUCAUGUGUGGGAAUCAUUGUUUACCGUGGUCUGUACUUUGGAAUGUACGAUUCACUUAAACCAGUAGUUCUAAUUGGCGACAUGCAGGAUAGUUUUUUUGCGAGUUUCUUGCUGGGAUGGGGUAUCACUAUUGGUGCUGGUUUGGCUUCUUACCCAAUUGAUACAGUGCGUAGAAGAAUGAUGAUGACUUCUGGAGAGGCAGUCAAGUACAAGGGUUCAAUGGAUGCAUUUGCUCAGAUUGUGAAGAAUGAAGGCACUAAAUCACUUUUCAAGGGUGCUGGAGCAAAUAUACUACGUGCUGUUGCUGGUGCAGGUGUUCUAGCUGGGUACGAUAAGCUGCAGCUCAUUAUGUUUGGAAAGAAAUAUGGAUCUGGUGGUGGUUGAUUUAAUGUGGUGAUGAAUGAUGAUGACGAAAAGACGUUCUUUGGAUGUGUAGAUUUCCAUGGUUGUCUCGUUCUUUUGAAUAAUUUUCCAAAACUUGUCUCAUUUGUUUUGAUUUGCUUGCAAGUUUAUUCAGGAACAGUGUCGUUCUUGAAGUUUCACUCGUUGCUAUGUAGCUCUGAAACGGUUAUAGUUGUCUUUUAUGCAAAAAUUAUUAAUACAGUGUUGCUUUCUGCUA
This is a messenger RNA of Lycium ferocissimum, 1566 nucleotides long. Its product is annotated as ADP,ATP carrier protein 1, mitochondrial-like. Gene Ontology annotation, molecular function: ATP:ADP antiporter activity. Gene Ontology annotation, biological process: mitochondrial ATP transmembrane transport; mitochondrial ADP transmembrane transport. The record is from RefSeq and is a predicted model, not a curated record. Lineage: Eukaryota; Viridiplantae; Streptophyta; Magnoliopsida; Solanales; Solanaceae. Bases 180 to 1331 code for a protein of 383 amino acids. Gene Ontology annotation, cellular component: mitochondrial inner membrane. The transcript has 4 exons.